Molecule: messenger RNA, 2368 nt
Organism: Gasterosteus aculeatus aculeatus (three-spined stickleback)
Lineage: Eukaryota; Metazoa; Chordata; Actinopteri; Perciformes; Gasterosteidae
Source: RefSeq, a predicted model, not a curated record
CGCUAUGACUGUGCGAAAAGGAAAAAGUUUAGCCAUCUCCAUCCAGGAGCACAUGGCCAUCGACGUGUGCCCGGGCCCCAUCCGCCCCAUCCGCCAGAUCUCUGCCUACUUCCCCCGCCUGUCGCCCACUUCCUCCUUCUCCGAGCAACUUUCGCCCAAUCAGGCGGCGGCUCCCACCUCGCUCAGCCCCGGCGCCGCCGCGGGGCGCAGCGGCGGCUUGUUGUCACCGCUGUUGCCGGGGGCGGCGGGCGGAGGGGGCUCGCUGUCGGCCAUGAGCAGCAUGGACACCUCCAUCGAGAUCGACAGCUGUGACAGCGACGAUAACACCUCCUUGGGGACGUUGGAGUUCGACCUGCUGUACGAGAGAGCCACCAGCUCCUUACACUGCACGGUCCUGAGAGCGAAGGGACUAAAACCGAUGGAUUUCAACGGUUUGGCGGAUCCUUACGUCAAGCUGCACUUGCUGCCGGGAGCCUGCAAGGCCAACAAACUGAAGACCAGGACGGUUCGCAACACGCUGAACCCGGCGUGGAACGAGACGCUCACCUACUGCGGCAUCACAGAGGAGGACAUGUACCGCAAAACCCUCCGGGUGUCCGUGUGCGACGAAGACAAGCUGACGCAUAACGAGUUCAUCGGGGAGUCGCGGGUGGCCCUGCGUCGCGUGAAGCCCGACCUGACUAAACACUUCAACAUCUGUCUGGAGCACCCCCCCCCGGUGGCUUCCCCGACUGCGAUGAACACGGCCUUGAAGGGGAUUCCCUGCUACCUGAGAGAGUGGGAGACGGAGCAGCAGAGAUGUCUGGAGGAGAGAGGCCGUCUGCUGCUCUGCCUGCAGUACUUCCCCCCGGCCAGCGAUGGCGACGCAAAGGGCGAGGCCAAGGAGAGGGCUCGCGGCGGGCUGUGCGUGGGCGUCAAGCGCUGCGCCCACCUGGCCGCCAUGGACGUCAACGGCUACUCGGACCCCUACGUCAAAACGUACCUCAAGCCGGACGUCCAGAAGAAAUCCAAGCACAAAACAGCGGUCAUCAAAAAGACUCUCAACCCAGAGUUUAACGAGGAGUUCUUCUAUGAAAUCACGUUCUCAGAGUUGGCCACCAAGACGCUGGAGGUCACAGUGUGGGACUACGACCUGGGAAAGUCCAACGACUUCAUAGGCGGGGUGUCCUUAGGGUGCCACUCGCAAGGAGAAACUCUGCAGCACUGGAUCGACUGUCUGAAGAACAAGGGCGAGAAGGUGGAGCGCUGGCACACGCUGACCAACGAGCUGCCCGGCUCCACGCUGCAGGAGUGAACCGGUCCUCCUCCUCCUCCUCCUCCCCGGGGGGGGGACGCGUUCCAUCGCAUGCCCGGAGGAUGUUCUGCAUGUCUAUGGAGGAUUCGUGUCCUGCUUACCUUGUCAUGGAUGAGAUCAAUAUUCAUAGCGACAUAAACAUUAAAGGUGGGGGUGUGGGUGGGGUCCAUUGGGAUGCUGCAUGUCCCUUUUGUCAUUUCAGUGUCAAACUUCACGGCCCCUCUGCGCCGCUCCCAAACCCGUCGCAUCGCAAUAAGAAGAAAAAACACGUAGAGGAGAAAAUUGAAGGAGGGAGAAAGUCGGCCGUCCCGUCAUGUCACGUCCUUUUUUUUAAUUUUUUUUUUUUUUUUUCCGGGCCGGUUAUUUCUUGUUAUUCGCUGCUGACAUUAAAACAUCUCACAGCACACACAUACCUCUCCCGUGCAAUAACGUUUCGCCCGAUGCUUCCGAAGGCCUCCAGCGGGGUCUUGAUACCGCUGGAGUAUUUUUGUAUCGAUCGAUGUGAUUGCCGUGUGAUCGUCUGCAGAAAAACAAGCGAGACCUCUGGCUUUUCCGGCCCGUGCCGGCUGUUUGCAUGUUUGGUGUUGAUGGACGUGUGUAUGUGCCGCAGGAUGCUCGUCGUCGCGUUGCUCCCACGUCUCUUGAGGUGUUUCUGCUCUGAUUAAGUGAUUUUCCGUUUAAUUGAUUUUUCUUUCCAUGUUCCGUUCAGUUGCUUUACGCGUCGGCGGUAAUAUCGCGGUGUCGGUUUGUUGUUAGUGACCCGCUGACGUUGACCCAGUUCUGCGUUACGUUCUCUGAGGGGAGUGACGUCAUUCACAGGCCUGUGCAUGGUUGUUCUCUGACACUUUAGCAUCUAAAUUACAAACAUGAAUGGAACCUGGAGCGUUUUCUCUCCACGGCUGCUGCUUCUCUGUGGAUCGCAUUGACGAAGCUGCGGGUUUUAUCUGCUGAGAUAACCAGCGGUGUUCAUAUGUAAAUAAUAUAUAUUGUGUUUCACUUGCUUUGGGUGUUUGUCUUUUGGAAAAUGAAAGUGUGCAUGAUUGUUAUUUUUCAUAAAAAACGUUCAUAUUGGUU